Microthlaspi erraticum is the source of this 1023-nucleotide messenger RNA. The record is from the annotation of a GenBank genome assembly. Lineage: Eukaryota; Viridiplantae; Streptophyta; Magnoliopsida; Brassicales; Brassicaceae.
AUGCUCCUUCACUUCGGUCGUGUCCCUGUUCUCGUGGUCUCGUCAGCUGAAGUGGCUUAUGAUGUCAUGAAAACACAUGAUCUUAAGUUCGCUAAUCGCCUGAAAACGAAAGCUGUCAAUAUAAUUAUGAACAGCGGACGAGAUGUGGCUUUUUCCUCCUACGGCGAAUACUGGAGACAGCUGAAGAGUGUAUGCACUGUCCAUCUCCUUGGCAAGAAAAUGGUCAAGUCCUUUGAGAAAGUAAGAGAAGACGAGGUUAAGGCAAUGAUGGAUAGGGUUGAGAAAGGGAGUUCCUUUUCUUUGCCGGUAAAUCUAAGUGAAUUCCUGCUUGAUAUGUCUAACAGUGUGGUAUGUAGAAUCGCUAUGGGAAGGAAAUAUAGCCGCGAGGAAAAGACUGGGGAUUUUGAGAAUAAUAUGAGAAAAAUCGUGGAGCUCCUAGGCGCAUUUCCAGUCGGAGAUUACAUUCCGGGUUUGGCAUGGGUAGAUAAAAUCCGCGGUUUGGAUUGUAAAAUGGAACAAGUAAGCAACUCGUUCAUGGAGUUUCUAGAAAGAGUGGUGCAAGAACAUGUAGAUCAUGAAGGAUAUUUUCUUAGGAGGGACAUCAACGACUUUCACGACCCUAGAUUGGGCAAUGACACUUCUUAUAAGACAUCCAAAUUAUAUGAGAAAGCUCCAAGACGAGAUCAGAACGUGUUCAUCAAUGCUUGGGUGAUCCAUCGAGACACCACAACAUGGGGACCAGAUGCAGAAGAAUUUAGACCAGAGAGACAUUUGGAUGUACCUUUGGGAUUCCAAGGACAAGAUUUCAAGUACAUUCCAUUUGGAUCGGGCAGAAGGUUAUGUCCCGGAAUAGGAUUUGGAUUGGCGUUAAUUGAGGUGACAUUGGCCAACCUUGUGAACCGGUUUAACUGGAGAGUCGAGACUAGGCCAUCAGGAGAUGAUGAUGAGUACUAUCUAGCUGAAACAACUGGUAUUGAAGUUUGCCGCAAGUUCCCUCUAAUUGCCUUCCCAUCUUCAUCUUAA